Molecule: messenger RNA, 1396 nt
Organism: Vitrella brassicaformis
Lineage: Eukaryota; Vitrellaceae
Source: the annotation of a GenBank genome assembly
CCUCCCUUGCUGCCUGUGCGAGCACCCACCCACCAGCCAUCCAUCCAUCCAGCAACUGUCUAAGGCCACUGCAGGAACCUCUCCAGGUAGGGGUGGUUGCGCUUAUAUCUGAGCGCGUGUCUGGCCAAGGGGUGGUAUGCCACCUGCUGCAGGUUGCGCACGAACGACUGCACCACGAGCGACUGCAGCUUGAAGGCCUCGACUUCGUCCGUCUGCCCCAUGCUCUCGUGACACAUGUCCACCUCAUCGAUGUGCACCCGCACCAGCGCCGUCUUGGUCUCGAAGCUCUCGACCAUCUCGCUCACGAUCGUCGGAUUGAGCGACUCCACACCGUAGGUAAACCGGGCCCGGGCGUUGGGGUAAUCGACCUCCAUCUUGAUUGGCUUGGGUGGCUUGGCGUCGUAGGCGUCCGCCCAGUCGCGCAGAUACUGCCGGAUCGUCCGGAUGCACGGCGAGCCGAAGGGAACGGGGCCGAGCGAGAUGCGGAUGGUCUUGCGCUCCUGUGCUGCAUUGGCAUUGAUGCGGCCGGCGAUCAGACAGGUGAAGAGGGCCAUCUGAGAGAAGCAGCGGAAGUGGGCAGAGGUCCCCCGACGGACGGGCGGGUCGGGGUCGGUCACGUUGUCCAGCUGAAUGGGAUAAGAAGUGCCGUCACCGAGCGUCAUCUUGCCCUCCCCCUUGCAGUCGAUGUCAACCGCCGGGCCCCCCAGCAGCACUUCCAGCUGACCAACCGCCUCAGGCAGCUGGUCGAAGCGAGAGGGGUCGAAGUACAGCGCGUCGGAGGGAAUGACGCGGUCGGCGAGCGGACCCAUGUUGUAGACCUGCAAGAAGCCCUCCCACCUCUCCCAGUUGCCGCUCUUGGCCAACAGCAGCAGCACUUUCGCCUUGUGCGCCGGGUCGGUCACCUGCACGCCGAAUCGGGUCCCCGCCAGCCACACAACGUCCUCUCUCUUCUGUACUGCCUUCGGGACAGUCGCAUCGCGGUUUCUGGGCUCCAGUGUUGGCACGUUUCGCUUGUGCUGCUGUCCUGACGAGUCGAAGGGCCACAGGAAGCCGAAGUUGGCGAGAGAAACGAUGACGGUGCCGCCUGCUGGCAGUGUGGCGAUGGCGGUGCGUGGCCGCGUGAUGAAUAGAGGGAUACCGGGCCGCAGGCGCUGAUAGAUAUAGCGCAUCCAUGACGACAUCUCUGCCUUCUCAUCUGCUUCUCUUCCACAGCCGCAGAACAAACCGAUGACGACCCAGGCCGGUGCUGUUAUGCAGCUGUUCUCGCCCGAUGCGAGGGGCGGCUGAGAGCGACGGAUGCUAGCUCACCAAAGAAGUCCCUCCAGCGCAGGUCUCGUGGGUUAUGCCACAAGUCUGGAGUGCGACAGCACAGCUCCACCGACCUGACUGAAUGGCA